AGAACUUCACUAGUUUGGACAACGCUCCACUCGUUUCGUUGACGCAUUCGAGAAGAAGAGGGCACAAAGGGAGCACUCCUUUUCCUUCGCCCUCGCUUAGUUACUACACACUCUGCUCUCUCAAUCCGUGCGCUUGCACAACUUUCAUAGCUCUGCUUUCCGUAUUAUUAUUAUUGUUAAUUAGUAGGUUCACGUAGCGCUUUUUACUUUUAGCAAGAUCUAGCGUACUUUGCUUCAUAUGUUUUUUUUUGUUAGCUCUCUAUUGAUUUAGCAGCUUCAGUCUCUUUCGUUAUCUCGUUUUAUAGGUCCAAAACAAGGAUGCGCCGCUUCAACGGUUCUAUGCUGCGCUCCGCGCGCGGCAACUCCAUGACGGCCCCGUCCUCCAUCCGCGCCAUGCAGCCGAUGCGUCAAUUUCACAGCAUCUACAACAUCAUCGGUUCCUGUCUCAUGUGCGGGGCGUGCAUGCUCUGCUUCGGCUCUUGGGCGAACAACUACUGCAACGUCAAGAAGUACGGCCGUUGGCGCUUCCGCAACUCCAUUGAUGAUGUGCUGAUGGUGUCCGACUUCCGCGGUGCGCGCUACUUCGGUGCUUUUAUUGGAUUUUGGUUCUGGUGGUUCGUCGUAGGACCGCAGAAGUACCGAUGGAACAGUCCCUUGAGUGACAUCCCCGGCAACACGCGUAUCGGCCCCUUCUAG
This is a messenger RNA of Leptomonas pyrrhocoris, 696 nucleotides long. RefSeq lists its product as hypothetical. NCBI's taxonomy places the organism in Eukaryota, Euglenozoa, Kinetoplastea, Trypanosomatida, Trypanosomatidae. The transcript has a single exon. Bases 319 to 696 code for a protein of 125 amino acids. The record is from RefSeq and is a predicted model, not a curated record.